Messenger RNA from Camelus dromedarius (Arabian camel), 637 nucleotides. Its product is annotated as cullin-4B-like. The transcript has 5 exons. Gene Ontology annotation, cellular component: Cul4B-RING E3 ubiquitin ligase complex. Gene Ontology annotation, biological process: DNA damage response; protein ubiquitination; ubiquitin-dependent protein catabolic process. The record is from RefSeq and is a predicted model, not a curated record. Gene Ontology annotation, molecular function: ubiquitin protein ligase binding. NCBI's taxonomy places the organism in Eukaryota, Metazoa, Chordata, Mammalia, Artiodactyla, Camelidae. Bases 1 to 591 code for a protein of 196 amino acids.
AUGUUCCUGGAGAAAACCAGUAACAGUACAAAACAAACAUACAAGAACAGAAAUUUAAUUCAUGGCAGAAAAGAACUUCAGGUAUCUCUUUUCCAAACGUUGGUGCUGUUGAUGUUUAAUGAAGGAGAUCAGUUCAGCUUAGAAGAAAUUAAGAUGACUACUGCACUAGAGGAUAGAGAACUGAGAAGAACCUUACAGUCAUUAGCUUGUGGCAGAGCUAAAGUUCUCAUCAAAAAUCCGAAGGGCAGAGAUGUGGAAGAUGGUGACAAAUUUUUGUGUAAUGAGGAAUUCAAACACAAAUGCUUCAAGAUAAAGAUCAAUCAGAUACAAAUGAAAGAAACGAUAGAGGAACAAACCAUCACCACAGAGAGAGUUUUCCAGGACCGACAAUAUCAGAUUGAUGCCGCAAUUGUUCGAAUUAUGAAAAUAAGGAAAACACUUAGCCACAAUGUACUUCUGUCAGAAUUAUACAACCAGCUAAAAUUUACAGUAAAGCCUAGUGAUCUGAAGAAGAGAAUAGAAUCCUUAAUUGACAGAGACUACAUGGAAAGAGAUAAAGAAAACCCAAACCAGUACAAGUAUAUUGCAUAAAACUGUGGCCUUAAUUUGAGCACUACUCUUCCCGCUUUUAGUAGAA